ACAUCCAACGAAACGACGUCGUGAGGAUCUACUUCAUAAACCCUACCGUGCUGGUCCUUCCCCAAACCCCCUUGUGUCUGUCAGUGCGCGUGAAAGAAGACCCAUGGAGAAAGGCGGAGGAGAAGCAGGUACAGCAAAUCCAAACCCCAAAGUAUGCGAAGAGUGCAGAGAGAAAGCAUCCAAGUACAAAUGCCCAGGCUGCUCCGUACGCUCCUGCAGCCUUCCGUGCGUUAAAGCUCACAAGCUUCGCACUGGCUGUACGGGCAAGAGGCCCCAAACGAGCUUCGUCCCCCUCUCUCAGAUCGACGACAAUCAGCUCCUUUCAGAUUACAAUUUGCUAGAGGAAGUGAAGAGGGUUGCUGAGUCUGCUCAGAGAUUGAGAAAUAAGUUGUGCAGAUACAAUAAUUUUAGGCUACCCUUUUACCUUAAAAGCCUUCGGAGUGCUGCUGCCAGUCGCAGGACAAAACUCUUAUUUCUACCAAGUGGAAUGUCAAAAAGGGAAAACCAAACUCGAUAUGAUCAAAGGAAGAAAUGCAUCUCCUGGACAAUUGAAUGGCGAUUUCAUUCAACGGAUGUUGUUUUAAUUGACCAUGAAGUAAAUGAAAACAUGAACAUCUGCUCUGUUAUUGAGAACCAUCUAAAACCUGGGCCAUGGAAUCAUCACCUAAAGCUAUUCUGUGAGGAACAGCUUGACUCUCUCAAGCUUUUCGUUCGUAAAUAUCCGAAGGGGGCUAGGUCACCUUUCUGUGAGUUGGAUGUAAGAGUUCCGAUAAGGCAGCAGUUAGCAAACUUAGUUAUUUUGGAAUACCCUGUCAUUUAUGUUUUUCUCCCUUCGCAGAGUCUUGAUUUUGAAGUAGUUAAAAAUUCCCCUCCUACUUUCGGCAAACCAGAGCUUAAGACUUAUGGAAGAAAUGAUUUGAGCGCAGGAGGUGUUCACUUUAAGGAGGAGGAAAUAGAAGAAGACAACAGCUAUCCUAAGGUCUUUGAUCUCAUGAAACAUGUGACUUCAAGUUCCCCACCUCAUAUCUCUAAUAAAAGGAGGUGCGAGAAACCACUCACUGAUUCAUUUGCUAGGCCUUUGUCUACAACUGUGGAAACUGGCAACGAUUCACAUUCCAGCUCCGAUGCUAAGAAGCAAGUGCUUUUUGAAGACAUGGACUUUGAUUUUGAUCAAGGCUUAAUAGAUGAGUACUCAGAUCUUAUGGCAGAAAUUAAUCCUGAUGAUUUUCUUGAUUUGGAAGGCGAAUUUAGCAAGGAAGGAGUAGCAGAAAGAAAUCUUUCGAGUGUCAGGAAGUUCUUAUUAGCAGAUGACGACAUAGAGGAGGGAGAAAUUUUAGAAUAAUUGGACUUGAUAGGAUUCCCCAAAAAAGGAAUUAGAAGAGGGAACUUUGAGUUAUUCUUUGUCUUAAGUAGCUAGUAACAACUGGCUAGAACCGUUUGAUUGCUUGAUUUGAGAUCUUAAGAGGCUUUCGUGUGUACCUAGGUUUUGUCCAUCUCCUACCGCAUGCCAAGUCGAUACUCUGGGGAUGCUUUACUGGCAAUACAAUUACAAUCACGGUCCAAAUAGGACUGGAGUCCAGUUUCUUCAGCUUGGCGCAAUUAAGAAGUUGGAUAUCCUUGCAUCGGUUUAUUCAGACAAAUCUAAUGCUCCUGGCAAUUUGUCGCUAUGCGGUAUGGCUCCGAUAUACACUGAUUUGAGGAUGAUGUAUGUGUAAUAUUUGUUGCAAUGUCCUUUCUUUCCCCAAUUUACUUGAAGCAAAAGCUAUUGUACAAUUAUAUUUUUUUGACAAAAUAUUAUUGCCUUGUAGUAGUA
Malus domestica (apple) is the source of this 1813-nucleotide messenger RNA. NCBI's taxonomy places the organism in Eukaryota, Viridiplantae, Streptophyta, Magnoliopsida, Rosales, Rosaceae. The record is from RefSeq and is a predicted model, not a curated record.